Messenger RNA from Saccostrea echinata, 2064 nucleotides. Its product is annotated as dnaJ homolog subfamily C member 1-like. The transcript is spliced from 10 exons. Bases 1 to 1530 code for a protein of 509 amino acids. The record is from RefSeq and is a predicted model, not a curated record. Lineage: Eukaryota; Metazoa; Mollusca; Bivalvia; Ostreida; Ostreidae. Gene Ontology annotation, cellular component: endomembrane system.
AUGAAGUUGUUUUACCUACUAACGUGGACUAUUCUCGCUAAGUCUGCAUUUUCUUGGGACACUGAUGAUUUAGAGCUUUUUGAUUUAGUAGAGGAAGUAAACCAAAAUUUCUACGAUGUUUUAGGGGUCCCUUCGACAGCUUCGUCCUCCGAGAUCCGGAAAGCAUACCGACGUCUUUCACUCACUCUUCAUCCUGACAAAAGCAAAGAGGAAAAUGCUGAAGUUAAAUUUAGACAAUUGGUUGGUAUAUAUGAAACUCUUAAAGAUGAAGAAAAAAGAAAAAGGUAUCACUUAGUUUUAGAGAAUGGCUUGCCUGACUGGCGGCAGCCGAUCUUUUACUACCGUCGUGUUCGUAAGAUGGGACUGUUGGAGUUCUUUGUAGUUAUUUUCGUUAUCACAACAGUGGGCCAGUAUAUUGUAAUGUGGGCGGUGUAUGCAGAGAAGAAAUUCACAUUGUCUGAAAACUUUGGCGAAAUGAGGGAAAAAGCAAAAAGUAAAAACAGAAAAGCACGUCAACAAUUAGAGGAUAAAAUAGACACUCUACUGGAAGCUAGAUUGGAGGCCGUGCCUCGCCCUCGUAUAUCACAACUAUGGCCGGUUGUAUUAACCAUAUUCACUGUGAUAUCAGUUGUCAAUAUUCCAAAAAAUUUGAAGAAGAGGAGGGAAGAAAGAGAAGAGAGGAGGAGGCAGGAAGAAGAGGAAGCAAGAAUGAGAGAAGAGGAAGAACUUCUGGAAAAAGAAGAGAAAUCUAAGCCUCGGUGUGAUGCAGGAUUGAAUCCAAAAACAAUCAAAAUAGCGGAGGGAGAGGCAGUUGUAUACAAUAAUGUCAUCAAACAUUCAGGUGAUAAAGAUCGGGAAUACAAACAGGUCAAGAGUGGGGAAUGGACAGAUGAAGAGGUGGCAAAACUUGCAAAGGCUGCCAACAAAUUCCCUGGAGGUACCCCCAACAGAUGGCAGAAAAUAGCGGACCUUGUGGGGAGGCCCACUGAGGAGGUAAUUGCCAGGUGCCAAAAGAUGAAGGACAGUCAUGCUAUGACAUUAUCUACAUCAGUGCAAGGGGGAGUGGGAAAAGCUAAGAAAUCUCAGGUUAUAUCAGAUGACAUCAUAUCUCAAAAGUCAGUUGAAAGUGGUGACAGUCAACAAGAAAAGCAAGCAUCUCAAAAUGGUGAUAUACAACUCAGAAAAAGAAGCAAAGCUUCCAAAAAGACAGUAGAUAGAACAUUGAUGAUAUCUGAUGUAGAAACACUAAAGAGUUCUUCUAAGGGGGAUAACUCUACCUCAGAAGAAGGAGCUUCCUGUGAUAAUACUCAAGACAUUUUAAAACUUACUGAUGAAUCUGAUGGUUGGAAUAAAAACCAGCAGACAAUUCUAGAAUGGGCAUUGAGACAACACCCAAAAGGAACAGACCAAAGAUGGGAGAAAAUAGCAGAUCAUAUUCCAGGAAAAUCAAAGGAGGAUUGUAUAUCCAGAUAUAAGUACCUAGCAGAACUAGUGAAGAGGAAGAAAGAACAGACAGGAAAGAAAGACUGAAGACAUAAAUCUGAAUCAUAUUUUUCUCACAAAAAAAUUCAAUUGUGCUGUGAACACUGCCUUCUGUUUGGGAGUUAAUGAAAGAUCAGAACAUGAUGUAAACAAUGCCCAGUUGCACAUUUAAAACCAUAGGUCAGCUCACAGACUGUGGACUGAGUAUACAUGUACUUAAAAAUCCAAAGAAAAUUCAUGCAUUAAAAUUAGUCAGUAAAUAGGCACAUCUUACAUAUAUUUUGAUGUACUGUAUGGAUUCUUAUUGAAGAAUUAAAGUAAGCAUGGAAGCUUACAAAAUAUUUAAAAAAACUAUAUUUAGAUAUCAUGCAAAAGUAGCUGUCAUUCAGUUACAGAACAAUCAUUGUUUUAAAUAUAGAUACAAGAUUUUGUCAUCUCUAUAUUGAGACUUAAUUGUUAAGCUUAGAGAGUGUGCUUCAUAGGAUUAUUGUACUUGCCAAAUUUAUUUUUACAAAUUUCUAAAGAAGGAUAGUUGUUUUUAGAUUUUUUAACAGCAAUUUUUUAAUAAACUUGUUCGAAAAA